AGAGGGGAUGGCUCUCUAGGGUUCGCCUACCGCCACCGUCGCCGCCAAGGUGUGUGGAUCCGGUCUCCGCCGCCCCCGGCCAUACACCGGCCGCAUCAGAUCCGUUGCUCCGCCGCCCCUUACCACCUGCUGCCCCCGCUCUCAGUCCGCCCCUGUGCACCACCUGCGCCGGCGCCGGAGCUUCAGCUGCACCACGCCGGAGGCCCCCUUGCCCCCCGACUCCACCUCCUCCCGCCCGACUACACCAGCCCUGCCCUAUCUCCUACCUGUGAGAAGAUAACUUGUGCUUUAAUCUGCAUAUAAACAUCAUAGUCAGUAGUCGAGGGCGUUACUGAUAUUUCACAACACCCACAACUCUUAAAGCUGACAAACAGCAGGUCAGAUUCUGAUUCUCACGAAUCCAGAGCCACAUCUAAUUCUCAAGAAUCCAUAGCAAAGUGAUUUUCAGGAAUCUGUAGCCCAAACAGGAGGCCUCAGCCGCAGUUCAAACGAUAGAAAAGGACUCGGCUGAAUGUUCAUAAAUAAAAAAAGGACUCGGCUGAGUCCAUUUCCUCCCUCUCCAGGCAAAAUUCCCCACCCCUCUCCCUCACUACUCUCGCCUGAAUCGAGCUCGCGGCCGUCGUGCGCCGUGGAUUCCAGAUCGAGGUCGCUCCUCCGCUGUCCACACCUCGCGCAAUGGUCUCCUGAUCGAGCUCCCUUCCCUGACUGGGUGCGGGGGAGCACGGGCCCUCUAGGGUUUGACCCGCCGCCCUCGGUCACAUCCCGCCUCCGUCGACCGAGCUGCUGUUCUGCCUCACGCCGGGACCUUCUCCGCCGCCUUCCUCCACGACGAAGGCGACGGAACGCACCGACGCUGCUGAUAUUGCUCGUCGCCGCCGCCGCCGCCGCACCCUCCUGCUCGUGUAUUUUAGGUUGACCGGACUCGACGCAGCACGAUGCCUGACAGGACCGGCGCAACCAUGCUCGAGGAUCUGCCCGAGGAGAUGAUGCACAAAAUACUCAUCCGGUUGCCAUCCAAGGCCGUCGGCCGCUGCCGUGCUGUCAGCACGUCUUGGCACAGUGCCACAUCCACACCUGAAUUCAUGCUCGAGCACCGCCGCCGCCAGCCAUCGCUCCCUAUUGUCGAUGGGCAGGGGCGGCCCGCCAGUUAUGUCGUCUUAGGUGACGCUGGUGCUGGCACCUCAAAUCAAGAGCUCUGGCCCUUUCUCCAGGACUGCAAACACCGUUUUAAGAAUAGCCUCAAAGGCUCCUGUGAUGGCUUCUUCAUUAUGUACCUCUGGACGCGGUCCCAUUUCUUCAUCUGCAACCCGGUCACCCGCAAGUCUGUUGUCCUAAUGCAGCCUCAAGGGCUCAACUUCGUAGUUGGUUUCUACUGCCACCAUCCAACUGGAGAAUAUAGGGUGCUCUGGGUCUCGCAGUCAUAUGACUUGUCUACAUCUAGAUUAUACAUCGUCACAGUGGGAUCGGACAAGCCGAGGCAUGCAAUAGUCAGAAUGCAGACGGCCUCAUCGCCUUCCAUGGAACAGAAGUUACUGAAUGAGCUGCGAUUGUCAUCCGACCACUCACCAGCAGUCCACCACCAUGGAAGCCUCCACUGGUGUCUUUAUGAUGCUAGUGACAUCAUGGGAGGUGGUGGAGACAUUAUUGUGUUUGACACAGAAGCCGAGUCAUUCCGUUGGAUGCGUAGUCCUGCUCAGCCAUGCCCUAAUAGGAAAUUGUUCGACAUGAAAGGGACACUUGCUUGCUGGGCCGGCUUGACUCCUAGUUUCACUGCUAUUGAUGUCUGGGUGAUGCAAGAUUAUGAGGCGGAAAUCUGGACUUUCAAGUACUGGAUUGAACUUUCAACGGUGGAGGCAUCACGGCAACUUUAUUUAAGUUCAGUCAAAAAGAAAAAGAAAAAGAAAACACCACUUGAUUCAGCGGUGCAAUCAUUCAGUGAUAUGGCUGUGAUAAACGAGUGUGAGUUGCUGAUCAUGUUUAAUAACAAGCAUGUGUUGCGUUGCGACAUUGAUGGCAAGUUCUUAGGUUUGGUUAAUAUUGGAAAAAGUCAAUAUUGUAUGGGGCUUAGUCAGCACCGCCUUCAGGAGAGCAUUAUUGCAAUUCCAUCAUGAGAUGCAAAAAUAAGAUGAGGAACCUCCGUUCUCCACAGGGCAUGUAUGAAUGUUCAAGACUCCUGGUUUGCUUUGUCCUUGGAUUCAGAGCAUGUCUUUUGUUCUUAGCUCUUCUUACUUGUCGGUACUACUAGUGGCACGUGUCAUUUUGGAUGGUUGCAGUAGCACCUGCGAUCUCAUCAUUUGAUGCUGGUUAUGAUGUCUUGGUAAUGUUCUGAUCUGAUAUAUGGAUCUUUGGCUAUUAGUUUGAUCUCUGUUAAUGUCUGACCUGGUGUAUCAAUCUAUGGUAUCAAAACUUAUUAUUACUAUAUACAGCUAUGUGUUUGUUGGCUGUUAGUUU
Messenger RNA from Aegilops tauschii subsp. strangulata, 2451 nucleotides. RefSeq names its product putative F-box protein At1g19160. Gene Ontology annotation, molecular function: protein binding. The record is from RefSeq and is a predicted model, not a curated record. Lineage: Eukaryota; Viridiplantae; Streptophyta; Magnoliopsida; Poales; Poaceae.